Messenger RNA from Epinephelus moara (kelp grouper), 2780 nucleotides. RefSeq names its product 5-hydroxytryptamine receptor 3A-like. The transcript is spliced from 10 exons. The record is from RefSeq and is a predicted model, not a curated record. Gene Ontology annotation, cellular component: synapse; postsynaptic membrane; neuron projection. Gene Ontology annotation, molecular function: transmembrane signaling receptor activity; neurotransmitter receptor activity; extracellular ligand-gated monoatomic ion channel activity. Gene Ontology annotation, biological process: monoatomic ion transmembrane transport; chemical synaptic transmission; regulation of membrane potential. Bases 1146 to 2564 code for a protein of 472 amino acids. Lineage: Eukaryota; Metazoa; Chordata; Actinopteri; Perciformes; Serranidae.
CAAAUUAAUUCUUGUUGGCAGUCAACUGACUUUCUGCUCCAACGCAUGAAGCAAGCCAUCUAAAUAAAGCAUAUACAAACAAUAAUCGAAAUGUAUGUAUGAUUUGUAGUGUGGUAUGUAAAUGUGGUAUUUAAUGAUAGGAUGAAGGCCCUGACAAUGAAUUUUGACACUUAAGUAUGAGUAAAUGAGUCACUAAGGUAAACUGAUCUGUAAACAACACAAUAUUAAUUAUUAAAUCAGUGGUGUAAGGUAGUGACAAUGGGGUCCUAUUAUGCCCUGGUUACAAGUCAUGAAGCAUCCACACACACACACACACACACACACACACACACACACACACAGUUUUAGGUAUAUAUAUAUAUUACACAGCAAUCGUCAUUACAUAUCUGUACAAGACAAAUCUACAAAACAAAUAGGAAAUUAUUAGUUUAACUUGAUAGUUUUUAUUGGUAAAUUAUAGUUUUUUAAAUAGUUUAUGUAGAAUAAGUUUAUAAUUUGUUAUAGAUUGACACUGUUUUACAAAACCAGAAAACCAUGAUGGAGAUGGGUUUGUCUUAUUUAGGGCAUGUAUAGCACCACUUUUGUUUUAAUGUGAGUUCUUCUUUGAACACGGGCAUAUUAAUGAAAAAACAUUGGCUGGCAGGAGGUUUGGGGUGACACCAGAGGACACUUGUCUCUCACAGGCCAUCCACUGCGUAUUUGCAUCUGACCAAAUGGUGUGACGCCGAUGCCGGUGUGGUCAGUUUCCACCGUCUGCCAGUCACACACUGCGGGACAAUACAUCACAUGUGGUUUGUCCUCGUUUUGUAUGAAACCACCUGCAGGGAAAGUAGCUGCUUUGCAGAGUUUUCCAUUUUCCACAUCAUUUGCAGAGGGGUUGUCCACAUCACGCUUGGUUUACAGUGGCACUUUGUAUAUCUCGGCCACGAGGGCUGAAUUUAGUCUUGCGAGAGUGAGUUUGUCGGGUGAGUGGUGGGUAUGCCUCUGCUGUCUUGAAGUGGUUAUUUUUGGAUAGAUAACUCACCUGUUUAUACAACUGGCAACUAAAAGCAAAUAAUGUAAUUCAGUAUAAUAGUUAUUCUGUGUGCUUUCCAGUGGUACUGAAGAAACUGCUUCCGUCUCACAACUGUAGAAAGAUUGACAUCAUGGCACCCAAGGAUACUACACUGAAGUGUCUCCCUCCGUCAGUCAGGCUCACAAUGGUCGUGUUUCUCAUUCUUAUACCAGCUGCAGGCAGUGCCAGACAGGUGAACUGCUCUCAGCCAAACCAACCAGCCCUGCUGGAAGCUCUGACUCCGAUCUUUAACCUGAGCGCCAUACGACCAGUCAUGAACAUGACAACCCGUACCACUGUCAUGACAUAUUUCACCCUGUAUGGGAUACUGGGAGUGGAUGAAAAGGCUCAACUCUUGAACACAUACCUUUGGCUACAUUAUUGGUGGAUGAACGAGUUUGUCAGCUGGGACCCAAGCCAGUGUGGCAACGACAGGAUUACUCUCCCAAGAAAAAAGUUUUGGGUGCCAGAUAUUGUGAUCAAUGAAUUUAUGGAUGAAAACACAGCCCCGUUUGUCCCAUAUGUGUACCUGUAUAGCGACGGUAGGGUGCACGAUGCUCAACCGGUCAAAGUCGUCAGCUCCUGUAACCUCGAUAUCUACACGUUCCCCUUCGAUAUACAGAACUGCACUUUGACUUUCAACUCCUACAUCCACUUCGCAAUGGACAUAAAGAUUAAGCUGGGGAAGGCUGCAGAUCACAUCACAGAGCACUCCAAGAAUGUGAUGACCACCAUGGGGGAGUGGGAGCUGCUGGAAAUUACUGCCCACAAACAAAACCAAGGACAUGAUGAUGGCUCUUACGUCGACGAGCUUGCAUUUCAUAUCAGAGUGAGGCGCCGUGCUACCCUGUAUGUGGUGAACCUCCUGAUCCCCAGCUGCUUCCUCAUCACAGUGGACCUCUUCAGCUUCCUGCUGCCUCCCCACAGUGUGGACCGUUCCUCCUUCAAGAUGACCCUCAUCCUGGGCUACACCGUCUUCCUGCUCAUCAUGACCGACCUGCUGCCUAUCACCGGAAACACCAUACCUCUCAUGAAUGUGUUCUUCUCCAUCUGCUUGGCUCUGAUGGUGGCCAGCCUACUGGAGACUAUCCUCAUCACCAACCUGCUGUAUGGCGCGGAUGACUUCCCUCCCGCCCCUCGCUGGAUCCAAGUGUUUGUUCUGCAAAUUCUGGGCCGUCUCGUUUGCCUGACUUGGAAGAGUAAAGGACCAAAAGAUUCAGACAGGAAACCCAGCGCUGUGGUGGCACAGCGAAAAGCUGAUGACGCACUUCCGUUGGAGAAGGGGCCAGCGGUGGAGGACAGUGCGGUUCAGGAGCUGAGGAUCCUGGGCAGGGACCUCCAGGCCAUCCGCCUCCAGGUGGAGAAGCAGCUGGUUCGAAGCCACAGCUCAGAGGAGUGGAUCCAGGUGGGUUUCAUCAUAGACCGCCUGCUGUUCGGCCUCUACAUCCUCUUCAUAUCAGUCAGCUUCAUAACCAUCAUCAUUAUCUGGGUGAAGUCAUACAAUCAGUAGACAACGGCUGUCUGUUUUACAGGGCUCCAUUUAUGUAGUUAGAGACUCAAACGUGUGUUGAAUUUUAAUCAAUAGAUGAUAAUGCUGUUGUUUUGCUUGGAGCCAAGACAUUUAUACAUACUCUCAAGUUAUUGUGCUAUUGUUAAUAAUAACAAUCAUCAUUAAUCUAACACUAUUACAUUAAUUAUAUGUAGUUCUAAGCCUUUUGUGUUACAC